Ceratosolen solmsi marchali is the source of this 1947-nucleotide messenger RNA. Its product is annotated as protein-associating with the carboxyl-terminal domain of ezrin. The record is from RefSeq and is a predicted model, not a curated record. Bases 97 to 1947 code for a protein of 616 amino acids. NCBI's taxonomy places the organism in Eukaryota, Metazoa, Arthropoda, Insecta, Hymenoptera, Agaonidae. The transcript has 6 exons.
GUAUGUAUAUGCAUUGCAAUGAUAACGAUCGAAUGUUAAGCAGCGUUGGACGAAAUUCUACAUCGUGGGAAAUUCGUUGUUAAAGCAUUGCCCAUAAUGGGAAACGAAAAAAGUGUCUUGAAAGGCUUGGAAAUCGACGAUAAAGCGCUGGAAAUCACUGAUUUCUGGACGCAUCACAGCUCAAAAAUUCAAGGACCUAACCCCCAAAAUUUGUCAAUAUUCAUUAGCGAGCCUUCCUUACAUUCUGAUGCGAGCUUUGGUAAACCGUCACCUUUAGAAAAAGCAGCGAAAAAUUUGAUGGUUCAUCGCCAUCCAUAUAUACUUAAGUACGUGUCUUCUUGGUCGAAGGGUAGCAAGUUCUUCCUUGCCACGGAGGAGGUGAAGCCUCUUGUACAGGUCAUAGGCACUCAGACUACGUUGCAAAUUUGCGUUGGUUUAUAUAGUAUAUUGGGAGCUCUCCUUUUCCUUCACCAAAAGGCCUCGAGCUCUCAUAACAAUGUCUGCAGUAGCUCUAUUUAUGUGACGUCGGAGGGCGGUUGGAAAUUGGGAGGCUUAGAAUAUCUGUGUCAAAUUUCAGAAUUAAAUCUAAUGUACCUCAGAAAAAUAAAGAUGUAUCGCUAUGAAAAUGCAAUAUCGCCUGAUGAGGAAACGUCGAUACAGACCAUUUCAGAUAAUCCGUCUGCCAUCGACAAAUAUGCAUUCGCUGUAUUGGCGGAAGACGUCUUAAAGAUAAAAAAUGAAGACGAUGUUCCUGGUUUAAGUGAAUUUAAACAACUGUGUAAAGAGAAAUUAAAAGACACUACGCUCGAUUGUCUAGUUCACCAUCCAUUUUUCAAUCAUAACUUCAUGAAUAUCUAUGCAUUUUUAACGGAAUUGCCUUUAAAAAAUGAAAACGAGAAGGAAGAAUUCUUUUCUAAAUUAGUCUCGCAAUUGCAAAAUUUUCCUGAGAAAAUUGUCGCCGAGCAGCUUGGAAAAUUACUAUUAUCACGAAUGGUCCUAUUAGAUGCGACAGCUCAAACGAAAUUUCUUCCCAUUAUUUUAAAGCCAAAAGAAAAUGACGAUGACUCCGGCCUCCUAUCCAUUUCUACCUUUCAAGCGUGCCUCGUCCCGCAGCUACUCCAAGUCUUUUGUGUUCGCGACACUCCCAUCAGGUUAUUAUUGCUGUUGCAUUUGCAUCUGUUCGUGAAAACAUUUCAAAUAGAGGAUCUGAGGCACCGCGUGUUACCGGAACUCCUCGUUGGUAUCAAAGACACGGACGAUUACUUGGUAAGCACUACCCUGCGCGCCCUUGCCGACCUCGUGCCGAUUCUUGGCGCAGCCACGGUCAUUGGCGGCAACAGGGGGAAGCUCUUCACCGACGGUCGUCCCAACAAACACCAAAGGAACAAGAAGAACCGUCACGUAAGGUUCAGCAGCCCCUGCAAGAGCGUAAAUACGACGAGCAGCCCGAUAGGUCCCGAAAUGACGGGGUUAUGUUUGCCCGAGAGGCCGUCGCCCGACGGCGGCGAGGAUAAAUCAGAGACCAACUUCAGCUUCGCCGAGGAGGAGAAUUGGUCUGACUGGGAUGCUCAGGAGAACGAAUCGGAGGGUGCUGCCGUAACAGAGUCCGGUGAGCUGGUGCUGACGGAUGAGUACGUCGACGUCGAUAGGGAGGACAAGCUCACGUCCACGAGGUACCCCAAGAAGCCGAUAAUCUCGGACAUCUCGGAGCUGGAUAUCAAGCAUCUGAAGCCGAUGAACGAGAACGCGGAAGAUAUCGACUUUUUCACCGACAUGGAGCCCGUCAUACAAAAGACACAGACUCUGCGGCUAGAUGAGGCAGACGAGAUAGAGACCGAGACAAAGAAGGUCUUUAAUGUCAGUUUGGCGCCAACGGCCACGGAAGUCGAAGGCGACGGCUGGACCGACGGCGACCUCGACGACUGGGACGUGGAGAAUAAAUGCUAA